AUGGAUAGAAAAUACCCUUUGGAAUCCCUAAUUCUAUCGAGGUCCUAUGAGAACUCAUCCAAAAUCAAUGAGCUAUUAGAACAAAGAUAUGCUCUUAACGAUAAACCAUUCCUUGUGUUGAGACCUACAGAAGGUGAACGUGAAAGGGAACAAACAUUAUUGACAAGAGUGAAAAAUAGUAAAAUUCAACAUCAAAAGAAUCAAAAAAAGGAUCAAACUAAAAUCGUAUUCAAGAGAUAUAUCAAGAAAUCUAUAUAUUUACAGAAAAAAUUGAAGUCAAGGUUGAAUAAAUCAAAUAUUGAUGAUGUUUGUAAAUUAAAAGAGUUUAAGAAAAUACCACAUUUUGAAGAUUUUCUUAAAUUGAAUGAAUUAUGGAUUGGUUAUAUCCAAGAUUUAUUACAAUUGGAUCUACAAAAUAAAAGGAACAUAAGUGUGCCUCAAGUGUUGACAAAAUUAUCAUCUGCAGAUUAUAAUGGCUGUUUUUUAAGGGUAUUGAAAAGUAAAAAUUCUGUAAAUAUUGGUAAAAAUGGGAUAGUUAUUUAUGACUCCAAGAAUUUUUUCAUAAUUGUGGAACCUAGAGAUGCUAAUGAUCCUAAAUCUAUUGGUGGAUUGAAAAUGAUUGAAAAAAAAGGUAGUGUUUUCAGUUUUGUUGUUCCAUUGUUUGAUAUUCAAAAUGAAGAAAUUGAUGCAAAUGAUGAUAAUUAUCUUGAAUUUUCAAUAAUUGGAUCAAGAUUCCAAUUCAGAGCACCAGAUCGAUCAGGGAAGAAGUUUAAAUCGAGAAAUGUUGAUGAUUUAUGA
This is a messenger RNA of Hansenula anomala, 798 nucleotides long. RefSeq names its product RNase P/RNase MRP complex subunit (gene POP4). The record is from RefSeq and is a predicted model, not a curated record. The transcript has a single exon. Gene Ontology annotation, biological process: rRNA processing; tRNA 5'-leader removal. Gene Ontology annotation, cellular component: ribonuclease P complex; ribonuclease MRP complex. Gene Ontology annotation, molecular function: ribonuclease P RNA binding. Bases 1 to 798 code for a protein of 265 amino acids. NCBI's taxonomy places the organism in Eukaryota, Fungi, Ascomycota, Saccharomycetes, Phaffomycetales, Wickerhamomycetaceae.